Molecule: messenger RNA, 249 nt
Organism: Ostertagia ostertagi
Lineage: Eukaryota; Metazoa; Nematoda; Chromadorea; Rhabditida; Trichostrongylidae
Source: the annotation of a GenBank genome assembly
AUGCUAUAUCUUGCAAUGAUGGCAGCUGUAUUGGCUGUUGCUGCGCUAUUGAUUGGAUAUGGCUACAUUGAGUCAUCAGGUGACACAGUGGCCGUGUGCAAUCCGUCAUCCGCCUUCAGGGGGCAAUCACAACAUGUCUGGAAUGGCUUCAAUCAUGUUAUUAGCUUCACGAUCAUUUUUGUGUACAGUGCUGCUCACGUGAAGUGCCGCCAGCUAAGCGGUAAUGUUGCCUUGACAAAGCAAUGUUGA